AUGUCGCACCCUUUGCCUGCUAUUCCAAAUCUCGGACUCAAUGAGGAGAUGCUUUGUGACUUGAGGUCUCGUCAACGGGUUCAUAUUCAGGCUCCUGACAGUGUCCCCAGGAAUCUCACAUAUGUCCCUUGUGAACCUCCCAACAAUCCCUUUACUCCGGAACAAUUAGCGCAAUUUGAGGACAGCCUCAAUACCGUCGCACCUGAUGUCGAUCAACAUAUGGAAUAUCAGCGCCUGCGAUGGAUUCACGGCCUCGAGAUCAUGACUUCAAUACUAUCUGCUUCGGGUCGCCCAGUACCGCCCGAUUUGUAA
This is a messenger RNA of Desarmillaria tabescens, 312 nucleotides long. RefSeq lists its product as uncharacterized. The coding region runs from base 1 to 312 and encodes 103 amino acids. The transcript has 2 exons. The record is from RefSeq and is a predicted model, not a curated record. NCBI's taxonomy places the organism in Eukaryota, Fungi, Basidiomycota, Agaricomycetes, Agaricales, Physalacriaceae.